GGGGUGAUAUGAUAACCAUGUUCAAAUAUAUAAAAGGAUGUCAUAUAAAGGAGGGAGAAAGGUUGUUUUCUGCUGCUCCAGAGAAGCGGACACGGAGCAACGGAUUCAAACUACAAGAAAGAAAAUUCCACCUAAACAUUAGGAAGAACUUCCUGACAGUAAGAGCUGUUCGGCAGUGGAAUUUGCUGCCAAGGAGUGUGGUGGAGUCUCCUUCUUUGGAGGUCUUUAAGCAGAGGCUUGACAGCCAUCUGUCAGGAAUGCUUUGAUGGUGUUUCCUGCUUGGCAGGGGGUUGGACUGGAUGGCCCUUGUGGUCUCUUCCAACUCUAUGAUUCUAUGAUUCUAUGAUUCUAAAUCCUCUCUGUCUCUCUCUCCAACCAUAUACACAGCACUUCUACUCCUAACACCUAACAAAAACCAACUGUGCUAGCAUUCCUUGAUAACAGAGUUCAGUGCUGGUCGUUAACCAAUCAGAAGAGAGUAGUUUCUAGGUCAGGCAGACCUUGGCUUUCUGCCAAGAGUAAAUUGACACUGCCUUGAGUUAAUUGUGUGAAGCCAGAAUCUGUAAGUUUCCCAUGAGAACCAAUUAACCAAUUAACAGAAACUGUUAUUAAAAUGAAUGUGCUGGGAUGUUAUUUUUGUUUCAAUCAAUUCCAAUAUUCCAGGGGGCAACUAUAUUUAAGGAGUGGCAGAAAAUAAUUUUUAAGGUCUCUAUUUGAAAUAUGGGAUAGGUAUAAAAAACUAUUAGAACAUAAAACACCUUGGUGGUUGUCACCUUUGGAAGCAAUGAGUGUGAAAAAGAUAAAUAUGAGCAAAAAUUGGGUUACGUAUGAAAAAUGAGAGUAUGAGAGGAAGGAAAUAAAUGGAAAAUUAAACCUUUAUGAAGAAGUAAAAGAAUAUGUAAAUGAUUGGUUGCACUAUCGCCAAAUCAAUGAAAUGUUUAAAGAAGUUUCAAAGGAAAAUGGAUUUGGUCAUAAUAAAUCAAAAUUUGAAAUUGAAAUAUUAAAUAAUAAUUAUAAAAUCUUGUCAAAAAUGUACAAAUUGCUGUUGGAAUGGCAUUUGAAAGACUAAGAGGUAAAGUUGGUUAUGAUACAUUGGGCCAAAGACUUUGGGUAUAACAUACAGCUAAAAGACUGGGGAAAAGAAGGAAUAAAAAAUACAGCAUGCAAUGCCUUGAGAGAAAAUGUGAUGAAAAUGAUGUAUAGAUGGUUUAUUAAAAUGUAUAAAAUAAGUAAUAAAUGUUGGAAAUGUAAGGAAAAAGAAGGGACUUUUUAUCAUAUGUGGUGGGAAUGUAAAAAAGUAAAAAGCUUCUGAGAAAUGAUAUAUAAUGAGUUGAAAAAGAUGUUGAAAUAUACAUUAAUAAAAAAAAACCCAGAAACAUUUUUACUUGGUAUUGUUGGUGAGGAUAUUAAUAGACAAGAUAAGAAAUUGUUUUUAUACAGUAUGUGACAACGGCAGCUAGAAUAUUAUUGGCACAGAAAUGGAAGCAAGAAGAAUUACUGAUGAAAGAGGAAUGGCAAACAAAAUUAAUGGACUAUGCAGAAUUGGAUAAGAUGACAGGAAGAAUUCAGAACCGGCGGGAUCAGAAGUUCUUAGAAGGGACUGAGUAAAUAUGUGAUAUUAUCACAAUUACACACACACACACAAAAAGGAAUAUGUAUAAAUCCUGGGAGUGUUUGCAUUUUGUGUUGGAGUUGGAUGAUUGCUGAGGAUCACAGUAAAGAAAAAGAAAAACCCAAUUUACCCACUAUUUUAAUAUAUUCAAAGCUGGCACCCAUCUAUCUAGGUGGGUGUCAAGGGAGACAAUGGAGGAGUGAGCCUGCUGUGGCUGUAGAGACCAAUACAGGAAAGACAUGUUUUGUGUCAUCUAGUCCAACCCCUUGCAUGGAAUCAUAACCAACCGGAUGUAUGGCAGUCCUACCCAAGGGUAACAUUUGUCCUCUUUUGGGGAGGGGGGUGUCCCUCUCUGGGUGGUGAUGUGUAUUACUUCACUUAUUUUAAAAUGUGGCAAAUGUUCCUGGGCCCUCCUGCUCCUUCUGCCAAGUGGGGCCCUGGACUGAAGGUUCAUCCACCCUCCUGCUUGUUCCGUGCAUAAAAAAGGUUUUCCGUUUCUCCUGUGCUUUCUAGGCAUGGGUCAAAGCAGGUUUUUUGUUUGCCCCACUGCUUUCCCUGGGAAAACCCACUGAAUUAGGAACAAAUGUCAAUCCUCCGAAAAACCAAUGGAUCUUUUCCCGGAUUCAGCUGCAAACAGCAAGCAGAAGUGUGGGUGACCCCCAAGUGGGGCAGAGUCUGCCCUAAAGUACUUCCCUGAUGGCACUACAGAGAGGAGGAGGAGGAGUCAAGGAUCCAAAGCAGAAAGUAAAUAGAAUUCUUUUUCUGCAUCCUAAUAAAAUGGGUGUGGUGAAAUAUUCUGACAAAGUUCAAAGCUAUCACUUAUUAACCAAUGUCAAAUUUAUGAUAGGUGAGAAAAAGACCUUGUCGCGGUCACUCUGACCUGCACAUCACCCCCGGACGUUUGACGGUCUAUUGGUAAUGUGCCAACGACAAACGAAACACUUUCAGUCACUCACACACCUCAGACCAGGAUAUUGUAAAAUAAAACAAGAUAGUUUAUUGAAUGUUCUUAUGCGUAUUGGUUACGGUACAAAGCUUAAACGGUUUCAAAUCACAGAUGUUUCCUAUACUGGCCUAUUACCUCUAAAUAUAACUAAUAAUAAUUAUCACUAAUCUCAUAACACUGUAUCCUGUCUGACUAUCUCCCUAUUUAACAGCCACCACAAAUAUAACCAGCUCUUAUCUUCACACCAACUCUAACCUGACUGACUUCAACCAAUAACUCCCUUCAACAACCCUAUCUCCAACUCUCAUCUCCCUCCUGCCUGCCUGCUUAUCCUUAUAUACACCCUGCUUCUGGCUGGAGAGCUCCCAUUGGCCGUCUCCCUCCCUGGUAACUUAACCCCUUCUAGGCCCUCUAGAGGUGAAACGCCACAGACCUCUUCAGAAAAAAAACAUGGCUUUGUUUUUUACACUUAUAAAUAUAUGCCAGAUACCUGUUUUUUUCUUUUCAUUAUUGAAAAAGAACAUUUAUGUUUGGAGUGAGAUGAGGUGGUGAGCAAAUGGUUGUUCUGUUAGGAGGCGAGAAGAGGGAGAGGGAGAGGAAAGCUGAGCACACCCAGCAGAAGAAAAGUACAGUUGCUGGUUGUGUUACAGCAGUACAAAGUGCACACCCUUUGCCUCUCCAUAAAAAAGGGCAAGGCGACAGGAGCAGGAACACGAGCAGCUGGGAAGAAGGAAAGGUAACCCCAGAACGUCUCCUUGAUCUACCACACCAUCUCCCUGCCCACAAGAGAAGCUAGUUUGGGGGUGAGUAUCUGACAACCAAACCCCAUUGUAUGUUCUCAGGCUGCCCUUUGCCCAAGCAGGUCUAUUUUCAUUCAGUUCCCAAUGUGUAUAGAGGAGCCUUUUAACUGUUCCUCUUCCUUGCCUUCCCCCACCAUUCGGCUGAAAGUCAAGCACCUAUGGAAAUGCUGUUAGCUCUGGGAGAGGAUCUCCCAUGGGUGUCAAUGGAGGUCUUGGCUUGGCACCCAAAGGAGGACUUGGAGCCCUGCAAUGGCUUCUGUCCUUUGUCUGUCACUUCGGUGCCAUUCCUGGGCCACUCUGGAUGCAGCGCCAGGAAAGUGGACCUGCACAUGAAUGUGUCCCACUGAAUGAUCAUUUAAUGGAGCAGGCAAACAUUUCUGAAAAGCUCCCUCCCAUCUCUUCCUCUAUCAUGGCCCCAUCCUUAUUCGUGGAUGUGGGAGAAGAAGCCACAUGCCCCAUCUGCUGGGAGUAUCUGACAGACCCUGUGACCUUGGACUGUGGUCACAACUUCUGCCAGGGAUGCAUCGUAAACUAUUGUGACACAUGGGAACCAAUGCAGAUGGGGGACUUGAAGUGUCCCCUGUGCAAAGCCAGGAUGCGAAGAGGAAAUUUCCGUCCCAAUUGGCAGCUGGCCAAUAUAGUGGAAAAAAUUAAAUUCCUGCCACCAAAUAAAGGGGGAAAGGAUCUGUGUAAGAGACACAACGAAAAACUCCACCUGUUCUGCAAAGAAGAUGAAGAAUUGGUGUGUUUCUUUUGUGAGCGAUCCCCUGCACAUAAAUCACACACUGUGGUUCUCAAGGAAGUGGCUGCCCAGGAAUACAAGACACUCUUCUGUGGUCGCCUAAAACAUCUGAAGAAAGAGAGAGAGAAAAUUAUGGCUUAUGAAGCAAAAAUAGGAGAAGAAAGCAACAGCCUCCUUAAAUUAACAGAAACUGAGAGGCAGAAGAUGGUGGAGAAGUUCAGACAACUGCACCAAUUUCUGGAAGAACAAGAAAAGCGUCUGCUGAAUGAGAUAGAAGAGAUGGAGAAGGAGAUCACAAGGAGAAGGGAUGAGCAGCUGGAUAGACUCUCCAAGGAACUGUCCUCUCUUGAAAGGAGCAUCCGAGAGAUGGAGGAGAAGAGUCAGCAGCCAGAAAGUGAAAUCCUGGAGGAUGUGAGAAGCACCUUGCAGAGGUGUCAGCAAAGGGAGACAUUUAAGGACCCAAUGGCUUUCCCACCAGAAUUGAAUAGGAAGAUCUCAAAUUUCUGGUUUGAAAAUCCCAUUCUAUAUGUUGAGAUGAAGACAAUCAAAGAUGUUCUGUCAUUUGGAUGGCCUCAGAAAGCAAAUGUCACUCUGGAUCCAGACACAGCCCACCCUGACCUCAUCCUGUCGGAGGAUCAGAAAAGCGUGAGAAAGAGAGACAAACCUCAAGUCCUGCCCGAAAAUCCUGAGAGAUUCGAUUACUGGCCUUGUGUGUUGGGACGUGAGGGAUUCACAACUGGCAGACAUUUCUGGGAGGUUGAUGUGGGGAGAAAGGAAGGGUGGUCUGUGGGGGUUGCCAGGAAGUCUAUGAGGAGAAAGGGCCGUGUCUCCUCAAGGCCCAAGGGAGGGAUCUGGGCUGUGGAGAAGUGGUUAGGCAAGUACUGGGCCUUCACCUCCCCAUAUGACUCUCUUCUGUCCCUGAGUGAGGAGCCCAGGAGGAUCCGGGUGACUCUUGACUAUGAAGGGGGACGUGUGUCUUUUUCUGACGCUGACUCAGGAACCGAACUCUACACGUUCUCAAGAGCCUCAUUCUCAGGAGAGACCCUCCUCCCUUUCUUUCGUCUGUGGAAAAAUAACUCCCACCUCAGGAUCUCCUGAGGAAAUCUCCCUCACAAGCCCAGUUGGAGUUUGUCAAAGGCAUACUUACAAUUCGUAUGAAAUACUUACAUUUCUUAUAUUCAGAGUUUUCUUAGUUUGAGCAUGUAUUGACGAAGCAAAAAUUCUGUGUUUGGAGCACACUUAUAUAGAAAAGGUUGGUUCACAGUUGAUAGUAAUUAGUGAAUAAGUAUUUCUUUAUAUGUACAUGUAUUUUAGAAAUUGUACUAAUGUAUUAGUCUAAAUAAUAAUUAGAAUUUGAUUUAUAUCACCAGUGAAUAUGUAAAUGUAUCAAAGCCGCAUGAGAGUACCUUUUGAAAUAAGAACUUGAGCAUUGUGGCCUAAGCCAAGAUAACUGGUUUCAUACGAAUUGUAAGUACUGCCUUUGACAUUUGUUUGUUUAGAUGUAUAUUAGUAAUUUAGUUUGAAUACUAAUAAGACCUGGUUUAUACCACCAGUGAAUGUAUUAAACAUAACAGAAAGCAGAAGGAGAAACUACUGAAGAAGCCCGUCAUAUGGGCGAAACAGGUGAAAACGCCGGCAGCCUGUCUAUUAUUGACACUUUGUUCAACCUGCUGCCACUUUGCUGACCGCUACAUAGCCUCAAAGACCAUAAAGACUGGUUUGCCUUUUGGUAUUUAUUUGUAUAUGCUAUCUGCUUGACGUUUGGUUUUGGCUUCUGUGUCAGCAUUUGUAUAUGGUUCUCUUAUUGUUUUCUUUUUGUACUAAUAAUACUUGAUUGAAACUUGAUUGAAUCUUGUGCCCUUGCGUGCUGCUUGUAUUGUAUUGGACUUUUGAAGAAACUGGCAGCAUUAGCCCAUUAUUUCAGUUUUUACAGCCUGCAAGCGGAAGAUUCUUCCCUUAAAAAAGAAGAGAUUUGGAUCAAGUAAGUUAAAAAUUUGUGAAUUUGGACUGGAAAAUUGGCGCUGGGAGGAGGCUUAAAAGGGAGGUCAGCCUCCCCACUUGAGUUAUGGACGAUGCAGUAAAGCUGGGGAAAGCCCAGAAAUUUGCCUUUAAGAACUUUUUCCUGAUGCAGAGUAAGGGAAAAAGAUAAAGUGUGUAUAAAUCUCUGCAAAAGACUUGACAAGGGGAACCCCCCCCCCCGUGAACUUGGAGUCGGGUCAAAGGAAGGAUCGGAUAGCCGCCUUUAUGACGUCACAAUAGAAAAGAAUGUGAUUGCUUGUAUGAGACUGAGACUCAGAGCUGCAGCCAAGUAAAAGAGGAAGUUUUAAAAAAUAGACUUCAAGGCUACUCAGUGUUGAAUUUGAGACUGAAUAAUAAAAGAAAAAGUAAAGAAAUAGAGGUUGGAUCCAGUUCAGAUGGGACUUUAUUCUUUUUAUAUUUGAAGAAUAUAAAAUAAGCACAACAACUGCUUUGCCACAGUUAUGGAGGUGGAAAGCAUCAAUAGGAAGGAAGAGAAGGUUCUGGACUGUGAGAAGAAUAGUACACAGUGGGACUUGAUUUUGAUAACAAUUCUGGAAAUGACAGAGGAGAUUCGUAAUCCCAAAGGUGAUGAAUCCAGAGAGGGAGAAGAGGAAGAAGAGGAAGAAGGACUAGGGGAAGGACUAGAAGAAGACGCAUGCUGUGAUUUGACUUUAGGAAAAAUUCUGGAAACGACAGAGGAGAACCGCAAUCCUGAAGGAGGAGAGAAGACUGCUGAUUCAACAGAACUGAUUUUUGAGACAGAAGAGGAUGAAGAAGAAAUCACUGUUUCACCGGUGGGAGGGGUGGAACAGGGAAGGGAUGAUGAAGAAAUCACUGUUUCACCGGUGGGAGGGGUGGAACAGGGAAGGGACUCGAUCCAAAAGUCCCCCCAAAAGGGGACAAACAAAAAGGUUGUUACCCCGGUAAGAGAGGGGGAGAAGGAAGCAGGUGGGGGGCAGAAAGAGAAUGAGAUUGAAGAUAAAAUGUUGGGAAUACAGCAGGGGAGGAAGGGUUGAGCAAGAUCUAGAUUGGGACAGAGCAGGAGUGGGGUGUGGAGGAAUUGAGAUGAUUUUUAUAGGUGGAUAAAACACGGUUUGAACUCGGAAUGCAUUAAGGAGCUGGCUGAAAUCUCUGGAGACAUCGAUUCCAAGGAAAGGGGGUAGAUUUAGUCUUGAGGGUGGGAAUAAAAAGGGGGGGGAAGAUAUUGAAAAUUAAUUAUGAAUAUUUUUGGGUAAAAGGGUAGAGAAUAUUGGGUAAUAAAGGUAAAGAGAAGUAUGAAGGGUAAAUGGUUAAAAAGAAGUUGUAAAUUGGAAGAAAGAAUGUAAUUUUAGAUUUGGAAACUGCAAUAAUUAGUGAUUAAUUAAGGAACUCAAGAAGGGGAAAUGAGGAAGUCUGAAAUGUUUAGAUUAGAAAUUGGAAAAUAUGAUUAUGUCUUAUGUAUUUUCAUUUUUAUUUUGGGUUUUCUCUCUCUAUUUUUCCUUCACUCUUCUAUAUAAAAUGAAUAAGAAUUAUUUAAGAAUAAGGUUAUGAAAUGGAAGAUAAGACGUAAUUUCAUGAUGUCUAGUUAAGAUUUGGAAAUGGUAAGAGUUAAUUAUUAAUAAGGACUGUAAGAAGGGGAAGUGAAGAAGUUUGAAGAAAUAAGAUGUGUUAACAUUGUCAUUUUUGUUUUUGGCAUUUUUGUAUUUCUUUUUUAAAUUUUUCUUUCUUUUUUCUUUUUCCCCUCUAUGUAAAAUCCAAUAAAAAUUAUUAAAAUAAAAUAAAAUAAAACACCUUGGUGGUUGUCACCUUUGGAAGCAAUGAGUGUGAAAAAGAUAAAUAUGAGCAAAAAUUGGGUUACAUAUGAAAAAUUAGUAAGAGAGGAAGGAAAUAAAUGGAAAAUUAAACCUUAUGAAGAAGUAAAAGAAUAUGUAAAUGAUUGGUUGCACUAUCGCCAAAUCAAUGAAAUGUUUAAAGAAGUUUCAAAGGAAAAUGGAUUUGGUCAUAAUAAAUCAAAAUUUGAAAUUGAAAUAUUAAAUAAUAAUUAUAAAAUAUUGUCAAAAAUGUACAAAUUGCUGUUGGAAUGGCAUUUGAAAGACGAAGAGGUAAAGUC
Molecule: messenger RNA, 8208 nt
Organism: Zootoca vivipara (common lizard)
Lineage: Eukaryota; Metazoa; Chordata; Lepidosauria; Squamata; Lacertidae
Source: RefSeq, a predicted model, not a curated record